UAUGAUAGACCUAGUAAAAUAUAGAGCACAUCUGAACAGAGCAUCGAAAUUCGAAGGACGCCCCAGCAGAAAGCCCAUCGAACGUUAUUAAUUACCAUUUUGGGGCGUCGACAUUAUAAACUAUAGGAUUAUAACUAAUGGCUUUGUUGAUUUAAAAAUAAAACCUUUUAUCCACUAUAAAUAUUGGGACUUGUGAUCGAAACUGUAUCAUUCUUAAAAUCAGCAUCUUUUGGUGACCAUCUGAGAAGUUGAAAUCCAAAUGUUCAAGUUAACAAUUCUGAUUGCAAGCCUGGCCUUCGCCAGUGCAGGCUACAUUGGAACGGAACACGCCUACGCAGCUCCUGUGGCCGCCCCUGCACAAUACUCUUCAGCUCCAGCUCCAGCUCCAGCAGUGAGCUACAGCAACUUCGUUCGUCAUUUUCCAUCCCAACCGGCCCUUCACUACACCCAUGACCAAACUCAUCCCGUUCCAGUCGUAUCCGCUCCAAGCCACGUAUACGCUGCACCAUUGACCAACCAGCAGCGUUUCGUUUACGGCCAAAACCAUGCUCCAGCUGUUGCCUACGGCCAAGGAUACGCCCCAGCCCUGUCCCAAGAUCACUAUGGGUAUCCCGCAUAUGAUGCUCCACUGGCUACAAAAUCUGUCCUCGUUGCCCAGACUCAGCCUGAAUUGUACCAUCACAACGCAUAUGCCUCGCAUGCUGCUCCCCUAGUUGCGCACGGUUAUCACCAAGGUGAAGGUCUUGUGUACGAUCAACACCAUCAUGGUCAUUAUUGAAGA
Molecule: messenger RNA, 781 nt
Organism: Aedes albopictus (Asian tiger mosquito)
Lineage: Eukaryota; Metazoa; Arthropoda; Insecta; Diptera; Culicidae
Exons: 2
Coding region: 260-778 (172 amino acids)
Source: RefSeq, a predicted model, not a curated record